CAGGACUGCAGCCCAGACACAGCCACUCAAACUUGUUGACGGAAAAGGAAAAUACCAUCCAAUACAAACUGCUGAUCCUCGGGGCUUCAUCCUGCUAGGAGCUUUGGAAUUACUGCUGCAUAAGAAGUCUGUCCUUCUUCCAGCUCUGUGAUCCACCAUCGACCUUCACGUGAGAGUAUCUCCUGCAAGGUUCCCUCCAGACCACACCCAGGCAGCCAUGCGCAGAGCGCUGUCUCCUGUCCUGUUGCUACUGCUGGCUGCCAGGCUGGCUGCCAGCAUCUUCUUGCCUGACUCCCUGGAGCUGAAACGCCUGCUGAGCCGCUACCAGGUCGAGCUGGAGCCCAAUGCCACCGCCCCAGGGUCGUCGCCACGGCAGCGCAGGGCCAUCCCGUGGGCCGAUCGCGAGGAGAUCCUCGCUCUCCACAACAAACUGAGAGGAGACGUCUAUCCCACUGCCUCCAACAUGGAGUACAUGGUAUGGGAUGAUGAAUUGGAACGCUCAGCUACACACUGGGCUGAAGAGUGCCAGUGGGAACAUGGGCCAAAAGAUCUGCUCAUGUCCAUUGGGCAGAACCUGGCCGUGCACUGGGGCAGGUACCGCUCCCCUGCUUACCAUGUCCAGGCCUGGUACGAUGAGGUGAAGGACUACACCUACCCUUACCCAUACGAGUGCAUCCCCUGGUGCCCAGAACGCUGCUCCGGACCCAUGUGUACCCACUACACACAGUUGGUGUGGGCCACCACGAGUCGCGUGGGCUGCGCUGUCCACAUAUGCCCACGCAUGAGCGUGUGGGGUGAGAUCUGGGAGAACUCAGUCUACCUCGUGUGCAACUAUUCACCCAAGGGUAACUGGAUCGGGGAGGCCCCUUACCAGCCUGGACGCCCCUGCUCCCAGUGCCCGCCCAGCUACGGAGGCGGUUGCCGAGACAACCUCUGCUACAAGGGAGACCCAGAGCGCCAUGAGACUCCAGAGAUGAAUGAGGUUGAGAGGCCACAGCUGCCUGUGCCUCAGACCACCCCAGCCAAGCCCGUCACCAGGCCUAAAAGCAAGCCCAAAAAACCCCUCUCACCCAAGGUCACACGCACCAAUUUCCUGGCUCAGAAUAUCAGGUGUGAGACCAGAAUGAGGGACAAGUGCAAAGGAGUCACUUGCAGCAGAUACAACUGCCCAGCCAACUGUGCCAACAACAGAGCAAAAGUCUGGGGAACGUCGUACUAUGAUGUGCAAUCAAGCAUCUGCCGUGCGGCAGUCCACCAUGGGGUCAUAGACAACACUGGAGGUCUGGUGGAUAUCACAAGACAAGACAACUUUCCGUUCUUUGUUAAAGCAACAAAGAAUGGUGUGGAGUCCCUCAGUAAAUAUAAAACUGCCAAUGCAUUUAUGGUGGCAAAAGUUCAUAUAGCAUCAGUAGACUGUUAUACUACUGUUGCUGAGAUUUGCCCUUUCAGGAGCACCUCCUCCCACUGCCCCAGGGUCGACUGCCCAGCCAACUGCAAGAACGAGCCGUCGUACUGGGCUCCAGUGAUUGGCUCCAAUAUCUACGCUGAUAACUCCAGUAUCUGCCGGGCAGCAAUCCACGCUGGGGUGAUCAAAGCCACUGGAGGCUCUGUGGACAUUUUGGCUCUGGAUAAGAGGAAGAGCUAUGCUGGAAGUCUGAAGAAUGGCAUUCAGUCCGAGAGAAACCCAGAGCUGCGUAAAAUAAACAACGGGACCGUCUGUGGCACGAGGCUACUCAUUGGCCUUGCACGUCAGCAGUAGGCCGUGUGAUGAAUAACCAGCAGGGCAGAUGCUUCAUAUUGCAGUGAAGGGGUCGAGGCCAACGAGGAGUUGGAGCUCAGAGUCUCCAGGGGGCCUUGUGCACUGUCCAAUAACACGAGAGCAGAGGAAAUGGAAUAGCAGCCAUAAAUCACCUGAGGUCUGGGAAUGCUAUCAGGACAGCACCGCAGAGACCCCACCGUGUGUACCACACACGGUGAGACAUGGAGGUCAGCUCACUCAGCACCUAUACAACGGUUCGGAGCUCUCGACAUGUCUGAAUACGAUGAGUCGUCUUCUGAAUCAAUGCACGAUGUGGCUUGUUGUGGGAAGAUGGAUUGUAUAAUUAAUUCAAGUGCCUGUUCUAACGCUUCAGCCUGAUGCAUGCUAGAUGCCAAAAUGCUCAAAACAUGUUUACUCACACACAGAUGGGGCAAAGCAAAUGUUUGUCUGAGUACAGCUCGAAGGACUCCUCGUGUAGGUUUAUGAACGGCGGAGUUAAAUGGACAUGCAGACACUCUGCUGGGUUUUCAGCUGUAUAAUCAUGUACAACCAGCCCACAGAAGAAAACCCUAACUCAGAGAUGAUGUUAAAACAAAGAAGAUGUCAGUCUGUUUUGUGUUCCUUGUCAUCUUGGGAGGCAAAACAGGCUCGUUUUUUACUUGCUGUUCCACUCCUGGAGCUUGAUGCAGUGUGGAGACGACGACAACGACAGCGGAAGUAGUCAAAUACUGUCGAGGAAAUGAAAGCGAUCUCUGCGAGUCAACCCUAAGAUGUCCCACAGUACAACCAGGCCAGCAUGACAUGGUAUCGCAAAGUCAUGGUUAAACCUUUUCUGUGAUAAAUUUCCUUGCUGGGAUGAGACAGGAGUGACCCUGAGGAGCUCUCAGACAUCCAUGUUCUAGACACUCGUGAUUGAUUGUGUUGAGUAACUGACUUCAACAGCCUACCAAACUGUUCUGUUUUAUGAAGAGUGCCAGUUCUGUUGGAAGUGGCACAGACCAGUGAAUGUGUAGACCAACCAGUGAAUGUUGAGCAGGUUGCUCUACUGAGCAGGUAAAACCUGGUGCUGUGGGCUGUUCCAACUCUCACCAUCUCCUGUGUACAUGUGAAUAGCCUCUAACAUCAGUGCUAGUUAAUAGUAAACAUCAUCAGUCACUGGCUACACUAUUUGAAUUUCAUGUACAGAAAAUAUUAUGAAUUUACUAUUCAUUAGAAUUAUUUAUAAAGUACAUUUUAAAGUAUGUUUUAAGUACUUUUUUAUUGCACAGGUUUGCUAAACAGAUAAAGAAACUGAAAGGUCUCAGAUCUGGAGUAGCUCAGUAGAUAAACAGAAGAGGAAACGUCCUCGGGUAAACUUCAGAGAUGUAUACGUACACGUGGCAAUUUGACGUUUUGUUUUGAAGUGGCGUGUGAUGGAUGGCUGGUCUUUUAUUGCUGCCAUAUGUUCUGAAGCGUUCUGAGGUUAAGCUCCGAGAUGGGAGGACUCCGAUUGCUCAGCUACUGUGCAGAGCUUCUUUAGGAGCCGGACUUGCACUGCUAUCUGGACCCAUGUAUUUGUAAAGCUGCUUUGUGAUGUGUGUUGUAAAAAGUGCUUUAUUAAAAAUUUGACUUUGGUAUGUUAGAAUAGGGUUUUCUCACCAUGAUAAUCAUGUACGCCAUUAUACACGCACCUCUGACAUGAUGUGAUAUUUUAAUCUAAACAAGUCAACAUAUUGAACGUCCUUACUGAUAACAGAUGAACUGUGGGGGAAGAUCCUUGCCCACCUUUCUGAAAAUGUGACACCGUGGAUUCACCAGUUUGCACUGUUUUUGCUUGAUGUGUGCUACCUGAAGGACGCCAGAGUUACAGCAGGACAACAAAGAAGGAAUAUGUAAACAAUGCUAGGCAACAGUUUCACCUGGGCGGACAGGACUGUCCUGAGGGAGCUUGGGCUGGGCGCUGUUGUGGAAUUUUGAACAAACAGCAAGUCAGACGUGAUUAAGAGAGUAAUUUAAUAAGAAAAAGAAUAAA
Molecule: messenger RNA, 3770 nt
Organism: Electrophorus electricus (electric eel)
Lineage: Eukaryota; Metazoa; Chordata; Actinopteri; Gymnotiformes; Gymnotidae
Gene: crispld2
Product: cysteine-rich secretory protein LCCL domain containing 2
Cellular component (GO): extracellular region
Source: RefSeq, a predicted model, not a curated record